Messenger RNA from Exophiala aquamarina CBS 119918, 1816 nucleotides. RefSeq lists its product as uncharacterized. Lineage: Eukaryota; Fungi; Ascomycota; Eurotiomycetes; Chaetothyriales; Herpotrichiellaceae. The transcript has a single exon. Gene Ontology annotation, molecular function: ATP-dependent chromatin remodeler activity; ATP binding. The record is from RefSeq and is a predicted model, not a curated record. The annotation marks the transcript as partial.
UUGGACAAGCUAGACUUUCCUGCCGAUCUGCCGCUGGCCCCAAUCCCCUGUGCUCUCAAGACGGCGCUGUACGGACACCAACGUCAAGCAUUGCGUUUCAUGCAGGAGCGAGAGCGUGGUUGGAUUUCACCGGCGCGGCAAACGACGUGUGGAAAAAGGCCCUGAUCUCGGGUCUUCCGAUGUAUGUCAACACCAUCAACGACGGCAUGCGCAUGGAAGAACCGCCCGUCUUUCGGGGAGGACUCUUGGCCGAUCAGAUGGGACUCGGCAAGACCCUGACGGUUGCUUCCCUGAUUGCAUCCGAUCUGGAUCCUCCCAAGUCGCGCCCUGCUCCAAGGCUGGGUCCAUCAGGCAAUGCUCCUCAUCGAUGUACUCUGAUCAUCGUCCCCCCGCCAUUGCUCGACACCUGGGAGACGCAACUGGAGAGACACUGCCAGCCAGGAAAAUUGGCCUGGGAGCGACACCAUGGCCAACGCCGCUUCAACAAAGCGCGGGAGCUUGCGCAGUACAAUAUUAUUCUCACCACACCGUGGCUCGAGAGUGGGAAAAUCAACACACAGCCACGAGCAUCUUAUUCUCUGUUCGGUGGCACAGAAUUGUACUCGAUGAAGCGCACCUCAUCCAUGACCGGCACACGCAGACGGCGUCCGCGAUAUGUGCUCUGGACGCAGAUCGGCGAUGGGCGGUGACAGGCACACCAACCCAAAACCACGUCGCCGAUUUCGUCGCCCUGCUGCAAUUCCUGCGCGCAUAUCCAUAUGAUACGCCCACCAAGUUUGAAGAUGAUAUUGUCCACUUGUGGAAGCAUGACUGUGAGGCAGCCAUUUCUCGAUUGAAGAAGCUCAUUAUCUGUAUCGGCCUCAGACGAACAAGCACCACGAUUGACCUGGCCGAAAGGAAAGAUCUGAUUCACACAUUGCAGUUUGACCCCAGCGAGAAGCAAGUGCACCAGAUGGUCGAGGCUCAGGACUUGAGUAUCAUCAACCAGAGUAAAGCGCAAGAACAAAUUAGAGGUUUGUUCAUGCACGCCCUGCAAGGACUAAAUGCCCUUCGAUUGAUAUGCAAUUUUGGUAUGCUCUCCGAAAUCAAGUCGAUCAGCUUGAACCUAGCAAAGGGGCCCACCUGGGGUCCUACAGAGGCUCAAAAUGCCUUUGACAGCCUCCUAGCCACCGGUGGGAGCUGUUGUGUGAAAUGUGCCACCGACAUCGGGAUUUCAAACAAUUCACCCAUCGAUUUGCUCGAAUCAGAAACGGCCUGGGUGAGCCAAUGUCCACCUAAGCUUUCUCAAUGCGGGCGUAUUCUCUGUGGCAGUUGCGGAAGCAAACUUCAAAAGGAUGGGAUGCUCCAGAGCUGGUGCCAGCACACCCCAGCUUGCCCAGAUUUGGCGGUGUCAACAUCUAAAACAUUGAGGGAAAGAUCAUCACCUCUAAUUCAGAACAUAUUGACCUAUGAGAGUUUCCCCACCAAGAUCAAGGCCCUCGCCAAAGACAUCGCUUCGUUCCCAGACUCCAAGUCCGUGGUGUUCUCUGCAUGGCGUACCACUCUUGACUUGGCUGCGUCAGCCCUGAACGUGGCCAACAUUCGAUUCGUUCGCUAUGAUGGCAAGGUUUCGGAAAGGGAUCGAGCGUUGGCACUAGCAAAGUUCUCCAGCGAUCCUGACACCAAAGUGAUCCUCUUUACCAUCUCUUGUGGCGCAGUGGGCCUUGAUUUGACCGCUACGAACAGGGCCUAUCUCAUGGAACCACGAUGGAACCCUACAGUGGAGGAUCAAGCUUUGGCACGCAUACAUCGAAUGGGCCAGCAGAGGCCCAUUACC